AUGAAUCUAGGCGACCCGGCGCAUUGGGGGAUCCUCAUAGACCUUCAGUCAUGGCUCGUGGUAAAGACUGAAGGAUGGGAGAGAGGCUGUGGAGAUAACACAUCACGCCCUGUCUGCGUCCUGUGUUAUGAUGCUGUCCUGGAGAGCGUCUGGGACAAUCCCGUGUCCGCUUGCCAGAGUGCCGUUGACAUCAAUGACAAACCUCUGUGGUGUCAGGCAGUCACUCACACUUCUGCUGGGUGUCUGUCAUCAUGCUCAAACGGUCAGGCGCUGACACCUUUUCACGUGAAUGAAGAUUCUCCAGCGGCUGACAAAAAAAUAGUGGAUGGCCUUUAA
Molecule: messenger RNA, 336 nt
Organism: Xyrichtys novacula (pearly razorfish)
Lineage: Eukaryota; Metazoa; Chordata; Actinopteri; Labriformes; Labridae
Source: the annotation of a GenBank genome assembly